AUGCCAAGGUGGAACGUAGAAAAAUUAAUUACCCUGGUCCAGGAGAGGCCCAAACUUUGGGACAUCCGUGCCAACUCAUAUUGCGACCGGGUUAAAAAGGAUGCCUCGUGGGAACAAGUGGCCCGGAGCCUGCGAAAGCAUGAAUGGGCCAAAGCGGAUAGCCGAGGUCGUGCUGAAUUAGUCAAGCAAACCAAAACCAGAUGGGUGAGUUGCCGGGACCAAUUCCGGCGGGAGGUUACCAGCAAAGGCCGGAGUGGGGAGGGAACCUCCAAAAAACGGGCCUAUAUAUACACUGCCCAGCUGCAGUUCUUAAGGCCAGUAAUGGAUUUGAGGCCAACUGUGGACAGUCUGGAUCCCUUGGCAGAUUCGGAGACAAGUCCUGCUCCCACGCUGGCUGAGGACCCCGAGGACUCCACCCAGAGCCAAGCCCCCCAACCACUAGCCAGUCCACCGCGGAUUGUUCAACCCCAGCCCAGACGUCGCCGCCACGUCCCUCCAUCUACCUCUGUGCCAGAGAGUCGGGAAGUAAUUGAUGCCCGAGUCAUCGAUUUUCUGGCCCAGAGGAGGAGUGAUGGCGUGGAGGAGAAGAUGCUCCGUGGAUUGGGACCGCUACUGAAGUGGAUCCUUUGGAGAAUCACGAGUGCAUUGCUUCAGUAG
Bufo gargarizans (Asiatic toad) is the source of this 657-nucleotide messenger RNA. RefSeq lists its product as uncharacterized. Gene Ontology annotation, cellular component: transcription regulator complex; nucleus. The transcript is spliced from 3 exons. The record is from RefSeq and is a predicted model, not a curated record. Bases 1 to 657 code for a protein of 218 amino acids. NCBI's taxonomy places the organism in Eukaryota, Metazoa, Chordata, Amphibia, Anura, Bufonidae. Gene Ontology annotation, biological process: regulation of transcription by RNA polymerase II.